AUGCAGGAAUACGUUAACCACACUUCCCACGACCUCUCCUGCGACUACUACUUCGACACUUCCCACGACCUCUUCGGCGACCAUUACUUCGACACUUCUCACGACCUCUUCUGCGACAAUUACAUCGACACUUCAAAUCCUGCCUGCACUUAUGCUAAUACUUCGAAGCGCUGUCUAAUUGUUGACACAUCUGCAGCUUAA
Messenger RNA from Mesocestoides corti, 201 nucleotides. The record is from the annotation of a GenBank genome assembly. Lineage: Eukaryota; Metazoa; Platyhelminthes; Cestoda; Cyclophyllidea; Mesocestoididae.